Messenger RNA from Anneissia japonica, 2045 nucleotides. Its product is annotated as beta-2 adrenergic receptor-like. NCBI's taxonomy places the organism in Eukaryota, Metazoa, Echinodermata, Crinoidea, Comatulida, Comatulidae. Bases 827 to 1906 code for a protein of 359 amino acids. The transcript has a single exon. Gene Ontology annotation, molecular function: G protein-coupled receptor activity. Gene Ontology annotation, biological process: adenylate cyclase-activating adrenergic receptor signaling pathway. Gene Ontology annotation, cellular component: membrane. The record is from RefSeq and is a predicted model, not a curated record.
AAUUUUGUUAUUGUUUCACACUUCCUCUUAAACUUUGACAAUUUGUAUAUUAUAGCACAGAUAUUGCAAGACAGUUUAUUGGAGCUUAGCUCUGUAUCAUAUCACAAUUUAUAGUAAGAAAAUGCACUUUUGAUAAUAGAGAUAUCUCUAUUUAAAACUAAGAUAUCUCUAUUAAAAACUAAGAUAUCUCUAUUAAAAACUAAGAUAUCUCUAUUAAAAACUAUGAUAUCUCUAUUUAAAACUAAGAUAUCUCUAUUUAUGAUUAAAUGACAACUCGGCUCACCAUGCUCAAACAACUGACUGAAACGCACACACAUAAUGAAGCUGUGGUUAAGCUAUAAAAUAAAAAACCUUAUAGGAUAUCGUGGAGUUCUAACGGACCAGGCACGCAGCUUUUCUACUGUUAUUAUUAUUUAUCUAUAUAUCUAUAUGCUACAGUAUAUUUCUGAUAUGAGGGCGUAUCAAAUUGAUCAUUUCUAUUUGCAGUGCGUCGAUAACUACCUCAGUUCCUUCAGUCGUGUGCAAUAGAGUGUGUAUAUUUUAUUUUCAAUUAAAUUCAAUUCCCAAUUAAGCCAGUGUCCUAGAUGGUUAAGUAAUGAACAGCAAACGAUAAAUAUUACAGCCAAUCGUAAGAAAAUUUAAUCAGAAGAGGUUUUGUUUAAUUGUAAUUAAGUGUGUGUUCCGAUAUGUCGUGUUACGGUACGUUUACAUUAACAAUUGUUAUAAGGGUAUGUCUACUGUAAUAUCCUCAAACAAAAAUGCGUGUAAAGUUCUUGCGGUGAAAUUAAAUAUUUGACGUCAAUUAAAUCUUUCUCUUCCACAGAAUAUGGAAGAAUAUGCAAUUACAGGCGUGUUGUCCUUUAAAGUAAACGAGACGAUGGAUGCUGAUACAGAGAACAAUGUAUACCAAGAGAACCUUUACGAUGCUCCUUGGUCUAAUUUAUCCCUCGAUUCAAAACCUGAUGAUGACGAUUCACUGAUUCGCAUUUAUUUAUCUGUCUUAUUUUCAUUCAUUACUGUUGGAUCUAUAUUAGGGAAUGCUGUUCUUAUUAGCGUUGUUGUUGUCACAAAACAUUUACACAACCAUCAAAAUAUUCUGGUUGCAAACUUAUCUACUGCAGAUAUGAUUGUGUCUUCAAUGGUCAUGCCAUUUUCUAUCCAAUACUUUGUGACUGGUGUCUGGAAAUGGGGCUCAUUUUUCUGCGAAGUUUGGAUUUUAUUUGAUGUAUUAGCGUGCACAGCUUCCAUUUUAACUCUUUGCACUAUCGCGGGCGAUAGAUUUGUUUCGAUUAGCAAGCCAUUUUAUUAUGUUUCCAAGAUUUCGAAACAUCUAAUUUUUAAGUUUAUAUUCUUCAUCUGGCUAAUAUCCUUGUGCUUGGCAAGCAUACCGAUUGCUUUGAAAAUUGAUCGGCCUCAAAAUUUUACACGACCAGAAAGGACGUGCGAUCAGAUUUUCAAUCCGAUUUUUUCAAUCGUAUCUUCAAUUUGUUCUUUCUACUUGCCGCUUAUCGUCAUGUGUACGUUGUAUUUCAAAUUAUAUCGGGAAGCUAAACUUCAAUCAAAGAGAAUAAACGCAACGGUUGUAACGGCAGACGACCAUUGCCCAUCUGGGUGUCCAAAUCAAGUGAAAAGGCGGGAAAAUAAGGCAGCUGUCACGAUCGGUAUCAUCGUUGGUUGUUUUGUUGUCUGCUGGACACCAUAUUUUAUUGUAAAUAUUAUAUCACGGCUUCCCGGCGUCUACAUUAGCCCAGACGCAUAUAUGGGCUUCACUUGGCUAGGCUAUUUCAACUCGGCUAUAAACCCAUAUUUAUAUGUUGCUUUUACAAAUGAUAUUAAAAGAACGAUUGUUAAGUAUUUUACACCUGAAGAAAAACGACGAAAAGCAAUUGCGUUAAGGAACAUGUGAUACAUCAUGAAUCUGAAGAAAGAGAACGAAAACGCAGAGCGAAAGAAACUUUCGAAAUCCGAGUCAUAUCUCCUAAACCAGUAAACGACGUGCAACACGAAAUUCAGGAUAUCGCUCGUCUUUUGUAAAAUAAACACCC